GAGAAGGGAUGAAGUAAUAUGUGAUGUAAAGAAAGACUAUAAGAUAAUGAUAUAAUCGUUGGAAAGGGAUGCAGGUGUUUAAUCGCGUAUAAUUUGUCCGAUAAAAGGGGAGAAAUAUAUAAAACACGAUAAAUGUGAUCCUGUAGGCGAACUGAAGGGGUUGAAAUCAAUCGAUGAACGGAAGUCACUUUAGACGGCAGUAUGUCUUCGAAAGGGGAAGACUAUCUCGACAACGAAUACUAUACUUACAAUCGAUGGUUAUUUCGAUUGAUAGGCUUUUGGGAAGAUAAGACAUCCUCGAAGAAAUUGAUUUACGUUUGUUUCCUCAAUUUUAUAAUAAUCAUUGCGGUGUUAGAACAGAUUUAUGUGAUUUUCUUGUUAAAAGGAGAAUUAAAUGCAAUUGCUAAAUUAUUGGAGACGACCUUGAUUACAUUGUGUUUCGGAUCAUGCUACUACAAUUUAUUAUCGAAUGGUGCUAUUAUGAAGAAAAUUCUUCGUCGUAUAGAUAGCGAUUGGAAGAAACUUGCAGACAAACAGGAAUUAUUAAUACUGAAAGAGUAUGCUAAUAUAAGCAGAAUGUGUACCAUUGGAAACAUAAUCUCCUUUUAUUUGUACAUUGGAUUUUUGAUAUUUCCAUCAUUUCAACGUUUCAUUCAGUACAUCUUUGGUGUAGUAAGCUACAAUGAAUUAAUUUUACCCGUUCGUUUUGAUCAUUUUAUGAAAAAUCGUGUAGGUUACUAUCUUGGUCUUUGCAUUCAGUACACAGUAAUAAUUAUUCUAUGCACGGUAGCGAUUGCGAACUAUACGAUGUUUAUUGCAGUAAUACUGCAUGCUUGCGCACUGUUUAAUGUCGUUGUGUGGAGAAUAAAUGGUAGAUUUAAAGAUAAUCGAAAUAAUUUUUAUGGCAAAAAUAAGAAUGAUAAAUUAUUAAAUGAGAAUGAAUGGAUCGUCGAUAUCGUAAAAUUCUACGAAUCGGUUAUAGAAUUUGUCGAUUUAAUAAAAUUGUUUUACGAGGCAACUAAUCUGUUCGAAGUGUCUUUCGCAUUGGUUAUCUUCAUGAUAGAUUAUUUUUAUUUAUUUCAGUUAUUUUCUGCUAACGUAAACAAGAACGAAGGUCUGACAAAGUUGUUAUAUAUUAUUGGAUCUAUGUCCGUAAUUUUUGCUUACUUUCAUCUUGGACAAAAAUUAAUAGAUCAGAGCAAUUACGUAUUUCUAACACUUUGUCAAAUUCCGUUUUAUUCGUUAUCAUUGAAGACACAAAAAUUAAUACUAUUUUUGAUAAUGAGGAGCACGAUGGUAUGCAAUUUAUCAUGGAAGGGUACAAUAGUAUUCUCUCACAAUCUAUUUACAGUGUUCAUCCAGAAGUCACUUUCUUUCGCUAUGGUAUUCUAUAAUUUGCAAUGAAUUUAUACGAAGAAAAUACCAUGCGAAAUGUGAUCAUUAUACAGUAUUAUAAGAAUACUGUAAUACUGUUAAGUUUGUUGUUUUCAAAUUACGUGAAU
This is a messenger RNA of Vespa velutina, 1502 nucleotides long. Its product is annotated as odorant receptor 46a-like. Lineage: Eukaryota; Metazoa; Arthropoda; Insecta; Hymenoptera; Vespidae. The transcript has 10 exons. Bases 202 to 1404 code for a protein of 400 amino acids. Gene Ontology annotation, molecular function: odorant binding; olfactory receptor activity. The record is from RefSeq and is a predicted model, not a curated record. Gene Ontology annotation, biological process: sensory perception of smell; detection of chemical stimulus involved in sensory perception of smell. Gene Ontology annotation, cellular component: plasma membrane.